UUUUUUGUCUGUGGUAAAAUUUGUUGCUUCACGUCAGCCAGUCGGCUGUAUUUUAAUUAUUUUUCAAAACAAAUACAGUGUUUUUAUAAUUUUAUUCAUUAAAAACAUAAAGUGUACCUAAAAUUAUGGAAUAUAUAGCGUCUGAAAAGGGAGAUUCAACAGAAAAUCGAGAUCCAAAUUCUUUAAUAUCAAAUGGAUCGUCAAAAGAUGUGGUAGAGAGCAAAUCAGAAGUUGAGAAGGAGAAUUCACAUAUGGAAGCUCCCACAGGGAGCGCCGCAUGCACGUCGGAGACGACUGAUGAAACCGAAUUCUGUGAGAUUCCGGAACAGGUCGAAUUUACCGUAGUUUUUAACAAGAAUAGGCAUGACAUUACAUUUGCGUACGAUGCGUCUGUGCUGGAUUUGAAGGCGCAUCUGGAGAGAAUAUGUGGAGUGCCACAAUCCGCACAGAAGCUCAUCAUCAAAGGGAUGGCCCGCGACACCAUGACAUUGAGGAAUGCUGGCAUUGUCAAAGGUGGGAAGGUGAUGCUUGUGGGUUCCAAAAUGGAUGACAUAUUGGCUGUGAAGAGUGCACCUAAGGAAAUAUUAGAAGAGAAAGCAAACAGCCAGUCAAGUAAAGAGCCUUUAUGCAUGCAGAAAAUCCACAGGAAAGUCUUAGAUAAGGGUGUCCCCCCUGAUGUAAUGCCAGGCAUCAAAGGAGUCAAGGAACCACUGCCUCCCAUACCCCUCAGUGGCAUGUUAAAUAAACAUGGUGGCAAAGUGAGGCUCACCUUCAAACCAGAGCAAGAUCAGCUUUGGAUCGGCACAAAAGAGCGCACUGAAAAACUGGCCAUGACCUCUAUCAAAAGUAUCACAUCUGAACCCAUAAAAGAACAUGAGGAAUAUCACAUCAUGGGACUUCAGCUAGGGCCUACCGCUGCCUCCAGGUAUUGGGUAUACUGGGUCCCGGCGCAGUAUAUAGAAGCUAUCAAAGAUGCCAUACUCGGAGUGUGGCAGUUCUUCUAAUCACUCAAUCAAUUCUCAGUCCAUUUGAUGUCUACCUUCCCAUUAAUGUAUUGGGUAGUUGCAAUAAAAUUUAUAAAUGUGUAUCAAAAUUCAUUUCUAUCUGGUACAAUGUAAUAGUACCAAUUCUUUUGUGAUAACAUUAUGCCAUGUCAAUUAAAAUUGUCCAUUCAAAUGCUGGCAUCUAUCUGGUCAUACGAGAAAUUAUUUAUUAUCAUUGUAAGUUUGCAUUUUGUGCAUUUGGGUUCAGUAAGCUGUAAAAUGUUGCUGAUCAAGUAAGAUUUCUAUGGAUGGUGUGACCUUGAACACAUGCAUUCACUGAGCUUAUUAAUUAUGUACCCUUCAAAUUUCAAACCUGAUCUCUCUAUGUGAACUUUACAAUACUGUCUGAGUGGAGGAUUGGUCAGGAUCAUAUUGCCCAGACUGACUUGACUGUCAAAUAUUUCAUAUUGAUGUUAGUGUAAUGUGAUUGUAGUGGAUCUAAAUUUACGUAUUUAAAUUAUUGAGCAAACUGGUAUUGAAACCAAUCCUUCACUACUGAAUACUUUUGAUCAUAGAAUUAGAUGAAUAAAAUGUUUUAAACAGGU
Ostrinia furnacalis (Asian corn borer) is the source of this 1588-nucleotide messenger RNA. RefSeq names its product ubiquitin domain-containing protein UBFD1. Gene Ontology annotation, molecular function: RNA binding; cadherin binding. Bases 126 to 1004 code for a protein of 292 amino acids. The transcript is spliced from 6 exons. The record is from RefSeq and is a predicted model, not a curated record. NCBI's taxonomy places the organism in Eukaryota, Metazoa, Arthropoda, Insecta, Lepidoptera, Crambidae.